This is a messenger RNA of Pocillopora verrucosa, 339 nucleotides long. The record is from RefSeq and is a predicted model, not a curated record. Lineage: Eukaryota; Metazoa; Cnidaria; Anthozoa; Scleractinia; Pocilloporidae.
AUGGCGGAUGCAGGAGAUGACUUAUUCUUGUUCGGCGAUGAUUUUGAGGCAAUUUUAGACCUUCUUGACGAAGAUGAAGCACUACAGGAACAAUUUUCAACUGUUGCUAGUGAAGUCGAAUCAACAGAGAUCGUGUGCAGCGACUGUGGAAAAAAGUACAAAUCAAGAGGAGGCUACCAAAGGCACAGAGCUACAAAGCACAAUGCAGAUCAAAACGCACAUCAUUUAACUUUGACGCCCAACUACUAUAACUAGCAUAGAACUGAAAUAUCUUACUAGUUGUUCAAUUCCCUGCCUUAUACAUUAUUUGUUAAAAUUUUUCAUUGCCCAGCAACCGGU